UUUAUGUACUCGCGUUCAUCACUGGGAGAGGAAGGAGAAUGAGGAAGUGGUUGGAGCAGGACUGUACUUGGAGAUGUAACUACCAAUGCAGCAGCAGCUGUCAGGACAUUACUACCUAGGCAGCUAGAUAAUAGUACUAUUUGACAAUGCGAUGGGUAACUGCUGGGGAUACUGCGUUGGGCUCUUCAGGAGAGAGGCCAACAGGAUCCAGAGAGGAGGCGGGUCAAAAUACUUCCGAAGCAGCACCACAGGGGAACAUUAUACAAUAGAGUUUGAAAAUCUGGUCGAAAGUGAUGAGGCCGAGAGCCCACAGCCCUGCCCGAGGCCGAUCAGUGAAGAUGAGCUCAAACACCUCAAAGAGCAGCGCUACACCGCGCUCUCAGACAGGCAGAUCCUGAUCGACCAGAAGAUACAAUCGGAGUUAGAAGCACAAGAGGAGAAGUUAAGGCUAGAAGAGGAGGCUAGAAUUGCUGCCCAGCGUGAGGCCGCCAGGUUGGCGCGUCAGCGAAACUUGAAGGAGCAGCUGCCUGCCCAGAGGACACGGGGGAAAGCAGAUGGCUCCGGCGGUGAAACUCAGCAAAGAAAACAAAACGCGGGCCAGGAUUUUGACGUCUACCUCCAGAAUGUGAAAGCCCAGUCGGACUCUUUCAGGGGCAACAGACUGCCGUCUGACACCAACGUGGUGACCCCCAACACGGAGUGCAGCUGGGACUUCACCACCAAGACCCGCUCCACCAACGAUGACGGGACCUCCCUGGAUCUAGAGUGGGAAGACGAGGAAGGAAUCAAUCGUGCACUUCCAGCCUGGGAGAGGUCCCGGACGGAGGAGGACAUCCUCCGCGCGGCCCUGCGGCCUGGCGCCAAGCCGCUGACCAGCGGCCCGACCUCGGCCUCCGAGGACUCCACCGCGCUGGAGUGGGAGAAUGACUUUGUGAGUAGCCUUCCAGAGGACAACGCAGACACUGAAUUUGAGGGAUUUGUCAAUCCUGUCCUAGACACUCCCUCUGAGGACGCCUUGGACCGUAGCCUCAGCUUGGACAAUCAGGACAGAUAGUGUCCAGCACCAAAGGAGACGUUUGUUGUGUCCACUUCAUGUCAAAGCUCACCAGCUUUUUGCCUCAUGAAAUGAAAUGUACCUACUGCUCCUCAUAUCUUCUGUAAUAUGAGAGUGGGAUGCUGCUUAGGAAUAUGUUGUGUGUGUUACUACAGUAAAACGUAGUGACGUCUUUAUCAAAUACUCAUUUUUUUCCAGUGCCUUCAUUUGCCGACCAUUUAUGCAUUGUAACUUGAACAGAUCAGUUAGCAUCCACUACCAUUUGACACAUUGUUCAGUAAGUGCUUGUUGUCAAUGUCCAGAGUCCAGGUGAUGCUACAGAAAAGGCCAAGGUACUCUAAAGCAAAAGCAGAUUGGGAAUUUAGUGGCUGUGUGUUAAAAA
This is a messenger RNA of Etheostoma cragini (Arkansas darter), 1436 nucleotides long. It is a transcript of the gene ap1ar, whose product is annotated as adaptor related protein complex 1 associated regulatory protein. The record is from RefSeq and is a predicted model, not a curated record. Gene Ontology annotation, molecular function: AP-1 adaptor complex binding. Bases 152 to 1054 code for a protein of 300 amino acids. Gene Ontology annotation, biological process: negative regulation of substrate adhesion-dependent cell spreading; negative regulation of cell motility; regulation of Arp2/3 complex-mediated actin nucleation. The transcript has 10 exons. NCBI's taxonomy places the organism in Eukaryota, Metazoa, Chordata, Actinopteri, Perciformes, Percidae.